CACUCACACACACUGUGAGGUUCACACACACACUCACAGUUUAAGUGUCAGAGAGCUGCUUAUGAAGAUGAAGGAGCUGCUCCUCUUCCUCUCCUGUGUCCUCUGUGUCUCUGCUGACCCUCUGCACAGUGACAUUGCUAUCGGUGGCUGUUCAGAGUCUGAUGGAGAGAACAUGUAUGGACUGGAUGGUGAAGAGAUUGCCUACGCAGACUUCAACAAACAGGAGUUUAUCUACCCUCAGCCUCCUUUUAUUGAUCCUAUAACUGUACCAGGAGGUUAUGAAUCAUCUGUGGCUUUUCAACAUAGCUGUAGAGAGAACAUGAAGCUUUUUGGUAAAGGCAUGAAGGACUACCCUCCAGAACAGGAUGCUCCUUCAGCUGUGAUGAUCUACACCAGAGAUGAGGUGGAGUUUGGAGAGAAGAACACUCUGAUCUGUCAUGUGACUGGUUUCUAUCCUGCUCCUGUCAACGUCUCCUGGACCAAGAACGAGCAGAAGGUCACACAAGGAUCCACCAUCAAUGUUCCCUAUCCUAACAAAGAUGGGACCUUCACCCAGAUCUCCAGACUGCAGUUCACCCCACAGCAGGGAGACAUCUACAGCUGUGCAGUGCAACAUCUGGCCCUGACACAACCACUGACCAAAAUCUAUGAGGUGGAGGCGUCCGCUCACUCUGAUCCAGGUGUUGGACCCUCUGUGUUCUGUGGAGUGGGUUUGACUCUCGGUCUGGUCGGUGUGGCUGCUGGAACCUUCUUCCUCGUCAAAGGAAACGAGUGCAGCUGAUUGGCUCACGGUGAUGAUGUCAUCAUGGUUCUACAAUGAGCUCAUAAUCAGUGUGUGUUAUUGUUGUGUGUGCAGAGUUCACCUGUAAUGAACAUCGGAUUCCUGUCUACCUGUCUCAGCUGCUUUAGGUUAAUCUCCUGUAUGAGCUGUUCUGUCAUCAUCUGUGUCAAUAAGGUUUAACUCUGGGAUUCAAAGCAAACUAAAGCUCCCUCGUCACAGUGAGUAUCUCCACCAUUCAUCCAGCAGAUUCUACCUGGAACCUUCUUCUGCCACAAAAACAAAGGAGACAAAAGUCAAAUUAAUGAGACUGAGAUCAGUUUUAUCUGAACUCAGUGUCAGGUGACCUCAGUGUGUUCAUAAACUUGUUCAUCA
Oreochromis niloticus (Nile tilapia) is the source of this 1153-nucleotide messenger RNA. RefSeq names its product H-2 class II histocompatibility antigen, A-U alpha chain. The coding region runs from base 62 to 781 and encodes 239 amino acids. Gene Ontology annotation, biological process: immune response; antigen processing and presentation. Gene Ontology annotation, cellular component: membrane; MHC class II protein complex. The transcript is spliced from 4 exons. NCBI's taxonomy places the organism in Eukaryota, Metazoa, Chordata, Actinopteri, Cichliformes, Cichlidae. The record is from RefSeq and is a predicted model, not a curated record.